This is a messenger RNA of Aspergillus tanneri, 1950 nucleotides long. RefSeq lists its product as uncharacterized. Bases 1 to 1950 code for a protein of 649 amino acids. NCBI's taxonomy places the organism in Eukaryota, Fungi, Ascomycota, Eurotiomycetes, Eurotiales, Aspergillaceae. The transcript is spliced from 3 exons. The record is from RefSeq and is a predicted model, not a curated record.
AUGUCUCCUCAGUCCCUUGCCGUCCCAUCGGCCCCUCCACCAUCCGAGGACGAUCAAUUCACGAGCAGUGUUUGGAGAAAGCGAUAUGACAAGAGGCCUCUCUCCUCAAACGCCGUAGUUGCCAUUCUCGACGUCGAAUACAACGAACUAGCCCAGUCCUGGAAACGGUUUCAAGACAGCCUCCCUUCCGAAGAUCACGUUGAAUUCCAGGAACGCGCACAAAUUGCCGAAGAUGUCUUCCGAGUGGUGCAGAAUGUACAGACUGUAUGGAUGUCCAGCUCCAAGCAACGAUUAUUUAUGCGCUCGAUGGCCCUUUGUGACAAGUUCUUAUCCACAUUGGAUCCACAUUCCAUGCUUUUAGUGGCUCUUCCGAAGAAUGAGUUCUACGUAUCUCUCUUCUAUGGCGUUUUGCAGUCCAUCCUGAAGGCUUCUGCAAACUAUCCAAGACUCGCGGAGGGUCUCAUCAAAAUACUUGUCCAGAUGAAUCAGUCGAUUUGCUUUCAAGAAGGAGGGAACAACUCGCUUCUUUCAAAAGACUCAAUCCAUUCAGUUGCCCGGUUCUAUUCGCUAAUCUUUUUCCUGUUGGGGGAGCUGAUGGACUGGUAUGUGAGAAGCUCUAAGUGUCGACAGCUGAAGAGUCUUAAUCAAGACAUAUACUCGGAUUUCCGUGGGCUUGUUUGGAGUAUUCGACGCAGUGCAAAUGAUAUUGUUCGUGGAUUCCCUGACGAGAUGGAUUUGGAUGAUACCGAUUAUGAAAACCGACGAAAUCUCAUGCAGAAUAGCGACCUAUUAUUGUGGGAGGAGGCCAGAUUGAGCCAAAUCGGCUUGCAAAAAUUGGACCGUCGACUUGCUGCACAAAAUGCCAUGACUCGUCAACUGAUCUGGGAAAUCCAACAUAAUGCGUCAGAGCGUCUCAAGAUGAAUAAAGAAAGAGAGAUACUUCUUUCACAAAUGCUGAAUUCCGUAAGCCAGCGGAUGCGCCCGGUUAGCCAGCAAAGCAGUGGCAUCGCCUGCUUGACUACAACUGCUGCGCAGGAUUUAGGUAUGCAGGAAGGUUACCUUGGGCUAGAGGAGCCGUUGGAACUAACACUACCAUUCGCGCAAGACACAUCCAGGUUCAAGUGGUCCCAGGGGUUCAAACAUAAGUAUACCCGGGUUGAACUGCAGUUCGCUUCCAAACAUCUUCAAGACUUCUUCAACUGCGAUGAUCAAGUGGCUGAUUUUGAGCCCGAUAUGACCGUGAUUGCUGAAGACAGCCUAACAGCCUCUUUGCACCACUGGGCAACCAGCGCUCAUUCCCAAGCUCUCGCCGUUGGCGGUUCGCCAUCUACAGGUUUCCUAAGUCCAGUUGCUCUCGUAUCCGCCUGUUACGCCUGUUUUUCUCGGCAAGCCAAACUGCCAGUAAUCUCCCACUUCUGUUCCCUUCCACCGAAAGCAAGAGAGGGAAUGACGCUCUUCGAACAAGGCCUCAUAGCGUUGACCUAUAGUUUGAUCCGACAAUUAAUCGACUAUCUGCCACCCGUAUUGGUAGGCCAUACAGCUUGCAACCUAAGCGCGGAGCGGUUUAGCCCUUUGGAUGGCACUAUGACGUCCUGGAAGGAGGUUCUCUCGCUAAUCGAUAUACUCUUGCACUACGCCCCACCCCUCGUUGUGUGCGUGAUCGACGGUUUAGACGUUAUUCAGGAUGCAUCCACAGAUCAGCAUAUUCGGUCUCUCGUUCGAACUCUCCUGACCCAUACUCGACAUCAAGCAGCUCGGAUGCCGGACGGGAGUGAGAGUCAAAGUGUGUUGCUAAAAGUCUUAUUCACCGUUGCUGGACGACCGAGUUCGCUCGUGGAGACGCUAUCUGAGAAUCAGCUCAUCUUGAGCGAGUCGAAUAAAAAUGACGACGUAGCUGCCGUGGAUCAAACCCUGAACCCCGAUGUUGGGGUUGUUAUGAUGAAUGCAUGA